This is a messenger RNA of Mizuhopecten yessoensis (Yesso scallop), 1262 nucleotides long. RefSeq lists its product as uncharacterized. Lineage: Eukaryota; Metazoa; Mollusca; Bivalvia; Pectinida; Pectinidae. Gene Ontology annotation, cellular component: mitochondrial small ribosomal subunit; ribosome; mitochondrion. The record is from RefSeq and is a predicted model, not a curated record. The coding region runs from base 22 to 1155 and encodes 377 amino acids. The transcript has 13 exons. Gene Ontology annotation, biological process: translation. Gene Ontology annotation, molecular function: structural constituent of ribosome; RNA binding.
CGGGGCAACGCAUACACACGCAUGAUGGCUGCCCUUCGAAGGUGCCUGAGUAAACUUAGGAUAAACUGUUCUCGCUAUGCAUUGUACCAGAGUGUAAGUGGUUUGAAGCAGAAAGACACACAACUUCCAAGGCCCUUGACCAGCUAUGCUAAUGAGGGGAACAGUCAAAUUAUACAUCCGGCUUCCUCCGCUCUCACUAACUUCUGUCGCACCUGUACCACAUCUGCAGCAUCUGAAAAUAAAUACCAAUUACUUCGAAUUGAAAAUUUGCCCAAGUUGAUCAGCAAGAGUGAUGUUGAAACGUUUCUAGAAAAACAUGGAGCAGUGGAUUGCCGAAAACAAGGCAUAAGAGCUAUUGUUAAAUUCUCUAAGCCUGAAAUGGUCUAUACAGCAGCAGACAACUUGAAUGGAAUUGUCUUUGAAGGAUUCCAGCUGAAGGUUAUGGCCAGCGAGAACAAAUGUAAGCUGCGUAUCCUGAAUGUACCCGAGGAAUGGGAUGCUGCCGAGCUGGAACAGCUUUGUAAACCAUACGGAGAGGUCCUUGAUACCAGCAUCAGUUCUGUUUGGCUUGCUAACUUUAACUCUGCAUUAGACAUGGAGACUGCUGCCAGUGUGUUGCAAGGCUCCACUUUUGAAAAUACUGUGAUUAGGGCAAAAGCCUGUAAACUGGACUCCAGAGAGAAAGGGCCUGGUCCCUACGAUGUGUUCCGACAGAGAGACUAUACGCCAAGGGUCACAGACGACACACAAGACAUGACCACAGAAAGUGACGGGACUGAUGAACUCUACCGCAGUGUUGUCCUCGAGGUUAAAAGUCACGACGUUGCAGUCUUAAAUAGUUAUACUGCAUUUGUGAAGAUAACUACUAGAUUUCUUAACAUAAAUGUUGUAAAGAUAUACACACCACCAAAAGCGAUUUCAAAAUACACUCUGCUAAAGUCAGUCCACAUUUACAAGAAACAUAGGGUGCAGUAUGAAAUGAGGACUAACUUCCGUGUCAUAGAGUUGGAGAAAUUAACAGGAUCCACAGCAAAUACAUUUCUUGAGUAUAUAGAACGGAACCUCCCAGAGGGUGUAGCGAUGAAGGUCACCAAGUUUGAACUGCAGACCCUCCCAGAACAUAUAGUGCCACCUCAGCCGGAAUUAACAGCAUAGCAGCAAUAUGUGCACAUGCAUAUGUUAAAUGGACAAUUUAUAUUUAGUGAACUUGUAAAAAAAAGGUGUCAGAUGUAAGGUCAAAAUAAAUAUACAUACGAACAGUU